Molecule: messenger RNA, 1989 nt
Organism: Uloborus diversus
Lineage: Eukaryota; Metazoa; Arthropoda; Arachnida; Araneae; Uloboridae
Product: dual oxidase maturation factor 1-like
Exons: 9
Coding region: 199-1461 (420 amino acids)
Biological process (GO): protein transport
Cellular component (GO): endoplasmic reticulum membrane
Source: RefSeq, a predicted model, not a curated record
CGAAUAUCUUCUGUAGACGUUCGGAAAGUGGUUGAGUGUGGUGUGCGUGUGUGAAGGCAUUUUCCUCAGGCCCCGUGAGCUAGGGGGUCCUAGAAUUAAUUCAGCAGCUUCCCCCGCACCGAAUUGUAAAAGGAAGAUGACCCAAACCCGAACGGAGUGAGUGCCAUCGAAUCGGACUAACCCAAGCCACGCUAGACCAUGCUGCGGGGUUGGUUCGACGCCUUCAGGGUGGACGGCGGGCCCACUCUCUACUCCCAUGCCAACAGAACCCCGGUUGUGGAAGACAUCCGGAACAUCCUCAUCUACGUGUCCUUCUCCACACUCUUCAUUGCGUUCCUGCUCAUCUUCCCCGGAAUCAGGAAAGAGAGAGUCUCAACUUUGAUAACAGUCACUACGAGCCUAUUUGUUGGUGCUGUAAUUUUACUUUCCAACAAUGGGACAGACUGGCAUGUCUCAGAAGGUUCAAUCAGCACGCCAUACAGAGCAUUCUCAAAAGAAAAACUCUACGCUGACAUCAGUGUUAGAAUUGGACUUACGAGUGUCAACGUAACUUUACAAGCUAAUCCGAUUCACAAGAAUAGUGAGGACAUAAACUACAAUGAAAGGUUCAACUGGGUAGAAGCGACGCAGCUCAAAACGGAGUUUCGGGAAGCUCUGAUCAAGGGUCUUCCUUUCCCGAUCCUGACCAUCGCCGAGUACCUCAGUCAAAACAUGGAGGGCUUUUCCUGGGGUGGAAAGUACAGAAAAGCCGGAUAUUACACCUCCAUCAUGCUGUGGACAUCUUUCGCUAUAUGGAUGGUCAUGAAUAUUCUUCUGUGCAUGGUGCCACGUUAUGGAGCGUAUGCCAUGGUGCUGACGGGACUCUUGGUUCUAUCGGCCAAUGCCAUUUAUGCCCUUCUUUUGCCCAAGAUUCCCCUCAUCAUUCAUUUUGAAGUGCAGGUCCUCACUUUUUCAUUUGGAUGGUGCUUCUGGAUUCUCGUCGUAGCAGGCACAUUAUCCGUCAUCGUGGGAACCGCCAUGUCCAUCAUCGACAACUUCUUCCCAAACAAGUUCUCCACUAUCUUCGAGGUGGACUACGACACGCCGUAUCGCUACUUCGUCGGGCAAGACACGUCAGCUGCGGGCCCCACCCCGGUGAGGGAACACCUUUCCCUGGGCCCCGUCUCCGCCACCCCUUUCCCGGUGCUGAGCCCAGCCCACAACGCCCCCUCGGACGGACUCGUCAACGGGGCGUUCGACGACGACGAGGAUGAGGACAAGGGCAGAGAGUACGGCACCAUCGUCAACGGAAAGAGAGCGGUCAGCCUCAAAAAUUUCGGCAAGUUCGCGCAGAAGGAAGCUGGACGACGAAAGCAGCUUUCCUACAUGCAAAGGAAAAUUAACAGUUUCUCUGGACCCCAUAUAUCUCCACGUGGAAAGGAUGUGAACAUAGAUAUGAAAUCAGUAGCAGGAAUUUGGUGACAUGAUCAAAAGGACGCAAUGUUUUCCUUCAAUUUUUCAUGAGAUGUUUGGAAAGUAUAGGGAGUAAAGUGAUUUUGUCGCAACUAUUACAAAACACAGCUUUUUCGUCGCACCCCAAUGUGAUCUCAAGAAAUGAUGUUCUAACUUCGACUACGCAUUCCUUAGAUCGGCUGACGUAUUCCAUUGUUGUUAUUGAAGAGAGAAACGGCUCAGCCAAUAGACAUCAAUUUUCUACCAAUUUUGAAUGGUUGAAAAUUUAGAAAAUAUAUAUAUGAAUGGUAUUCGGAUUUUUUUCACACACCAUUCAAGCCAGUUGCCAAAAACUUUGAUUUGAAUCGUGAACUUUGUAUUAUUUAUUAUGCAUGUUGUUGUUGUUAUAUCAUUCAAAAUGUAAAUAUGUAUUACUGGAAAUAAUGUAUAUAGGCGUAACUUUUAUCUUUUAAUGAAAGCAAAAUUUGAAAUACAAUCCAUGUAAAUUAUGUACGAUGCACGGUCAAAAAAUUAUAGAUGAAGUUCCUGUUCUGUAUU